UGCCACAGACAUUGCUGGGACUAAACAAUCGGAGAUAUUAUGUUGAAACUCGAAUUCCGUUUGCUUCUGUAAUGGAUGGCGCCGGGUUCAAGUCAAAGGAUCACAGGCUGCUGUUCUUCAGUGAAUUACUUGACAUAAUUGUUUACUGAUUUUAUGUGGUGAACGGUGUUUUGCUGUGGUGUAACAGUCGACGCAAUGUCUGUUUUAACCCCCUGAACGAAUUUACACUUUAGUUAAGGCACCAUGUGUUAUAAUAAUCCAUCCAUAACUGCUUAUUCAGGUGAACCUAAUGUCUGUUCUAGGGCACAAGGCAAGAGAUACACUGGGUGGGAUGUCAAUCCACCACUAUAGGCAGUUACGUUAAUUUGAAUUUAUCAAAAUACCGUUAUGUUGUAGACCUAAUUACACUUCCACAUCGCAGUGCAACACAAGCCUUAAAUCCAAAUAUUUCACCCACACUACGAAUAUAUGUGUAUGCGUGUGUGUGUGCCACAGCCAUAUAUAUAUUUAUAUUAAAUCGCUCAGCGUUAAAUUGCUUUCGUUUCGUGGAAUCCAAGUCGAUCCAGGAGCGAUCGAGAAAACGCGAAAGCUAUUAGCAGAGACACUGGCUUGUAUGCGCUCUGCGGCCGCUCUCCGACGCGUCAGCGGGAAGGUCCUCCCCCUUUGGUUUUCUGGCCCGCUGGCCCUCUAAAUCUCCCCCUCCCUGCAUCCCCAUCCCCCACCUGAGUGUGUCGAUGUUACCGACGUCGCUCUCAAAAAGCUGCGGAGAAGAAACUAGAGGACACGGCGAGUGAUUGAAAGCAAAUCCGGGGGAUAAGAUCCGAGGGGGUUGGCAAGCGCACGGCUACAGUAAAUUCACCGAGAUCAUCCGCACAGGCUGACCAUCUUCUGCCAUGAACCCUGUUUACAGCCCCGUGCAGGCGGGGGCCCCAUACGGAAACCCCAAGAACGUGGCAUAUGCAGGCUUCCCUGGAGGAUACCCCACGACAGCACCCACCUAUACCCCCAAUCUAUACCAGACUGGCAGCCCGGGCUACCCCCCAGGAUAUGCCACAGGGACACCGUACAAAGUGCCCCCGACCCAGACUAACGGUGCCCCCCCACCUUACUCCCCGUCCCCCAGUCCGUACCAGGCAGCUAUGUACCCCAUCAGAAGUGCAUACCCCCAGCAAAACCUCUACGCCCAGGGGGCGUACUACGCACAGCCCGUGUAUGCUGCUCAGCCCCAUGUCAUCCACCACACCACAGUGGUGCAGCCUAACAGUAUCCCUUCAGCCAUCUACCCCUCACCCGUCCCUACCCCGCGGUCCAAUGGCGUGGCUGUGGGCAUGGUGGCCGGCACCACUAUGGCCAUGUCGGCAGGGACUUUGCUGACCACCCCUCAGCACACGCAGCACAUCGGUGCCCAUCCCGUUGCCGUGCCAACAUACAGGCCUCAAGGGACGCCUGGCUAUAGCUACGUGCCCCCGCACUGGUAAACCUGACUGGACAGCUCCAUCCUUCAACACCCCCCUCCCCCACCACCUUCUAUAUUUUUCAGAUCUGGCGUUAAACGUUGUAUGCAACUUCUCAAGUCGUUUUUUCUGGUGCUGGGUAUUCAAGAUCAGAGCCUGAAAUCUGUCUGCAAGAACAUCGAGGGAGAGGGUAGAAAGUGCAAGUGUCACUUUAUACAGUCUUUAGUGUUUUUCGGAGCUGCUUUUCUCCAUUUUUACGCCUGUUUUUAGUUAAUACUCCACACCCCUGCCCCACUCCGGUGUCCCGGCCCUCUCACGCCUUCUCGCUAGUCAGUAUCAGGAAGAUGCCACCCUCUUGUCCUGCCUAUCACACGUAAACGCCCACUGCGCUCACCCAGCUCCACACAUUUUUAGCUUCGCUCGAAAGGUGCACCUGACUUGUGUGUACCUCCACCUGUUUCGCCCCCCCUGGGAUUUGUUUUCCGGUUUUUAGCAAGAGUGUUAAAAAAUAGUCUCUGCAUAUGACAGUGGCUGGAUUCUUUAAUAAGUCCUCUAUGCUUACGAAUUAUUGCAUUACCUAGUGUGCUGUCAGUCACUCAAAUUAGCUUACCUAGGGUUAUACAAUAUAUGAAUUUGAUUUGAGAUAUAUAAAUACACACAGACUUAAUCUAUACUGUGUAUGUAUAAAUACUAUAAAUUUAACAUGACAAGGAAUUAAAGGGGUUUUUAUGAAUAAAAUUCAUUGGAUGGACAGUUAAAAAAUAUAACUAAGUAGGGCUAUGAAUAAUCUCAUUCUAAUUUGCCCCCAAUGAUCUUGGCUUCUGGAUUUCUGGAAUGAGGUCCUUUCAUGGGGGUGCUUGAGGGGGACAGGGAUUCAGAGGUGGCACUUGAGUCCAGGUGACAGCAAUAGGCGGGCCCCAGGUUGUGAAGGCAUGGUGUGGCGUGCCGUCCAAUUUACGGCAUUGGAGUGCCCUCUCUGAGUGUACUGGUUGGUGAGGUGGGGUGGGAUGAAGGGGCAGGGUAUGUGCUGGGAGUGUGGCGAGGCAGUUAUGAUCAUCACCUAGGAUGGACCUCACUCCCUCCCCCAGAGAACAGAUAGUGUACAGACAGUGUCGCUACAUAUCAGUGAAGAUCCUGGAGCUUUGCACUGAAAUAUUUAAGAAGUAAUGUAUGUUAUGAACAGGUACAAGAACAUAAUCUGCUCCUUAUUGGUUAUACAACUCCGCAGUAUGGUACCCUUCGGUUAAUGGCAGAGUUUAAGCAUCUAAUAUACGUGAAUAUACCCAAAUAUACAUAACUUAUGCGAGUACUCUGUCAAAGUCAUGUAAUCAUGCAUCUUGACAAAACACCAUUCGAUUUUUAGUGGAACAGGUUAGCAUGACUGGGGUUUGAAGCGCCUCCUCCCUCGGCUCCCUGGGACUGAUGUGUAAGGGAAAUUGUUGUGUGUGUGUCCCCCCCCUACCCGCUAUCUCCCCUCCCCCCACUUUGUUGCUUCCUUAGUUGAUAUGGCUGAGGCAACUCGUCUGCAUCUUGGCUAAAGGGUCGUCAGUUUGAUUCCUGCUGUCUGCAGUGUGCUCUACCUUGUUUUAAAAAUAACCGCAGAUAAGGUCGCUGGUCCAUUUUCUGUAUUUUUCAUUUCGCUUUGCCGUGUGUCCUGAUAGUGCAAUGUAUCGUCGUCGUGGGAAGUGCUGGUCCUGAAUUAGUCCCUUAACGACAUGGGCCCUGACUCUGCUAUCGAAGCCGGCACUGCGAGCCCUCGCACUGAAACCUAAUUAUAACUCCCCGUUUAACAUCGUAACACCUCAGAAGGCUUGAGGGCUAGGAAAAGAUGCCUGUUCGGAUGAGCUGUCUCUGUACAAACAUUCCAGAUUUGAACUGAGCAUGCCCACGAAUCGUACCCGGUGACGUCAGCCUUCCUGUCAAAUGUGUUACCGUUUUUUGCACCAAGAUCCUGAUUUGUGAAAAAGCUGUAUUUGUGACCGUAUCUCUUAGCGUAGCAUUUUGAAAUAGCUGCUUCUUGUAGACA
Molecule: messenger RNA, 3480 nt
Organism: Paramormyrops kingsleyae
Lineage: Eukaryota; Metazoa; Chordata; Actinopteri; Osteoglossiformes; Mormyridae
Product: protein FAM168A-like
Source: RefSeq, a predicted model, not a curated record